CUCGCGAGAGCGAAUGUAGUAUAGCAAGUUAUCUAAAGAUAGAAAAACUAAAAAGCUUUAAUAUAAUAUAAUAAAUUUUACCAACCUAGGUGGUUGAUGCAACAUAAAAAAGUUUUCUCUUCUUUUUUAUUUGACUGACAGUAAUGACAGCGAAGAGAAGUAAGGUUAUAAUCUAAAUUUGUUUAUUUUAUGAUUAUUGAUAAACUUUAAAACAAUUUAAAAUAAAAGUCUGAAUAAAAAUACGUUAAACGUUAGUUGUAAGUUCUCAUUAAAAUGGCAGACAGACUUACGCAGCUUCAAGACUGCAUCAACAAACAAGCUGAACAUUUCUGUAACAGUAUUGGAAUAUUGCAACAGUUUGCUUCGCCUAGUAAAUUUCCCAAUUUUGAUAGAAGUGGAUCCCAGACUCCUCAACAGCAACAGAAUCAAGAGGAUUAUGUACAAUUAUUUACUACUUUAAUUGCCCGAUGUGCAAAAGACAUUGAUACACUAAUAGAAUCUUUACCUAGUGAAGAAAGUUCCACAGAAUUACAGUUACAAAGUUUGAGGAUUUUAGAACAGGAAAACCAAGAGGCUGCUGAAAGAUUAGAAGCAGUUGUUAGAAAUGGUCAGGAAUUACUAGAAAAAAUUCAAGCUGCUCUUAGUGAUAUAGCCCAAGCCCAACUUGACAUGCAACAUUUGACGAAAACAAUAGCACAAAUUGAGAAUAAGGAAUUAUAGUGAGAUAAGAUUUUUUACUUAAGCUAUGCAUAUUUUAUAUUAUUGUAAUGUAAGUUUUAAUACAUUUUUUCACCAUG
Messenger RNA from Diabrotica virgifera virgifera (western corn rootworm), 797 nucleotides. RefSeq names its product mediator of RNA polymerase II transcription subunit 21 (gene MED21). The record is from RefSeq and is a predicted model, not a curated record. The coding region runs from base 274 to 720 and encodes 148 amino acids. The transcript is spliced from 3 exons. Lineage: Eukaryota; Metazoa; Arthropoda; Insecta; Coleoptera; Chrysomelidae. Gene Ontology annotation, molecular function: transcription coregulator activity. Gene Ontology annotation, cellular component: mediator complex. Gene Ontology annotation, biological process: regulation of transcription by RNA polymerase II.